Molecule: messenger RNA, 831 nt
Organism: Exophiala mesophila
Lineage: Eukaryota; Fungi; Ascomycota; Eurotiomycetes; Chaetothyriales; Herpotrichiellaceae
Exons: 4
Coding region: 359-709 (116 amino acids)
Biological process (GO): iron-sulfur cluster assembly
Cellular component (GO): L-cysteine desulfurase complex; mitochondrion
Source: RefSeq, a predicted model, not a curated record
CUUUGAUUCAUUAAUCUGCCACCAGCAUCAUCCCAGCUUGCUGGAGACUUCUUGUUGUCGAUACCACUCUAGGGCCCCCGUUUAGAAGAGUCGAGACUUGGACUCGCAGUUGCAUCAUCACAACAAAGUCCCAACCUCCACACUACUACCUGCGCCCAUUGUUGUUGCCUCUUCAGCCUGCGCCCUUCUGCUCUGGGCCAACCUCAUCUCACCUGCAUCACGCCACCAUUUACUCGUUAUACCACCUCCAUACCUUGAUACACAUACCGAGUACCUCCAUUGUACCCUUCCCCGCGGAUUCUCCUUUAUCCAUCUUGUCUCCGCUUUCCGGUUCUCAGUCACCUGACUGACCAACGCCAUGGCUUCUGCUGCCUUGACCAGCGCGGCCGCCGAUACUUCCGCGUAUAGCGUACGGUCCUUGUAUCGAUCUCUACUGCGGCAGGGAAACCAAUUCGCCAAUUACAACUUCAGAAUGUAUGCGCGCAGGAGAACGAGAGAUGCAUUUCAUGAGAACCAGCGAGUUGCGGAUUCGCGGCAGAUACAAGAAUUGGUUCAGAAGGGAUUGAAGGAGUUGCAAGUCAUGAAGAGACAAACGGUGAUAUCACAGUUCUUCCAGCUUGAUCGCUUAGUUGUAGAAGGCGGGAAGACGGGCAAAGAGACUGGUGGCACAGGCGACAUUGUCCGGCAGAAAGACACUGGAUGGGACUGAAGACUUGUUCCUGCCACCACUCGUUUUGUACGAUUACUAGUCAUGUUGGAAUGGGCGCUACUAUUCCCCAUGGCGAGACAUUGGCUGUGUGAUACUAGACAAAUAUACUACUCUUCCCCACA